This is a messenger RNA of Cryptotermes secundus, 1988 nucleotides long. RefSeq lists its product as uncharacterized. Gene Ontology annotation, molecular function: RNA binding. Gene Ontology annotation, biological process: regulation of mRNA splicing, via spliceosome; regulation of cell cycle. NCBI's taxonomy places the organism in Eukaryota, Metazoa, Arthropoda, Insecta, Blattodea, Kalotermitidae. The record is from RefSeq and is a predicted model, not a curated record. Bases 218 to 1216 code for a protein of 332 amino acids. The transcript has 3 exons.
UGCUAACGUUGCAACUGUUUUAUGUUUUAUGGUGUUGGUCCGUGUUGAGAAAAGGUUGUUUAGUUCAUUGAUGUAUAUCUGUUUUGAGUUAUUAUGUAUUACUCGUACGUUUAAUUUGUUGUUUGUGUAAGAUAAUUUGCCUUAUUUGUAUUAGUUGUCUGUGUAAGAGAAUUAGCCUUAUUGGUAAGCACAGAAAAUAUUCAAAUUACGGAUUAAAAUGAGUGAUGAGGAUGGAUCAUCAGAUCGUUGUUUUUCGACACUUGUUUGUCCAUCAAUGGAAGACGAAUUUAAUGACGAUAUUGACGAUGCUGAUGAAGAUGUUGAUUUCGAUGAGGCCCUCAUUCCUACUUUAGGAAAGAAGUCGGCAGAAAUAUUAAUUGACAUUGAUGAAAAUCGCAAGAAAGUAAUAACACUAGACGACGAUAACAGAAAUUUGGAAGAAGUAUUUUAUAAAGCUAUUGCAGAAGAUGCCACUUUCAAAGAAUAUGUCGAUUCGACAGUAAUAUUCCAGAUAUUCAAUCAUAAAUUUAACACCUGGGUCGAUCUUGACAGUUCAAAGGAACUCGCUGAUGGAACCCGUCUGAAAGCAAUAUUUGAAGCAAAAGCGAAACCAGAUACAGGAAUUGGUCAUUCUCAUAAAUCAAGAAAGUGCAGAAAAAGGAGACGUUCAUAUUCUUCAGAUGAUAGUAGCGGUAAGAAUCGCAAAUGUAAGACAUUGUGUUCAUCAGAAGAAAACUUGAACGAAAAGAAAAAAGUUUGCCAUUCAGUGAAGACAUGUUCAUCAGAUGAUGAAAGAUGUGCAAGUACUACUGUUCCAGUAUCUUGUCAUCAUGCAAAUGGCUCUACACAGUUUGAUGGGCAAGAAGUUCAAAAAUGUAAGAUGGUCACAGGCUCAAUAGACACUUUAUGGAAAGAACAGGUUUCAGGAUCAAAUUCAUCUCCAACGGUCUCCCAAGGUGAACUAUGUGCUUUGUCUCUGGGCCUGACCAGCAAGCAUCCAGUGUCAGCCCUUCAUGAGUUGUGCACCAGGCUGCGUUGGGGAGCUCCUCAGUUUGAAAUGCAUGAGCAAUGUUUAGUUUCUUCAGAUCCAAAGUUUUUAAUGAAGGUGACUGUUCGAGGCCACACAUAUAUUCCUGACACACCUUCAAGAAGGAAGCAGUUGGCAAAAGCUGCAGCUGCUGAAUAUUGUCUCAAGCAACUUGGAGUACUCAAGUAGCUCUGUGGAGUAUGGAAUUGUUAAGAUUUCUACUAGCACUGACUUUUUGAGUAUUCUCUGUCGUUAUUAGGUGUUAGGGUGAUUUACCCUCUCACAAAGAUUUACUUUGGAAAUGCCUUCACAGAUUGAUUGUGACAAUAUCAUAAAAUAUAAUUUUUCAGAUUGAAGUACCUUUAACGGGAAACAAAAAUCUCUUAGACUGGACACUGUGAUUGUAGCUGUCCUUCCAUUUGUUGAAGUGCCUCUGGCACUCAUCUUUUGGGAUGUGGUUCAAAUCCUGUGUCAUGCACUGGAUCUCGGAUGGCCUCAGAUAUCACCUAUCUUUGUGGGUACUUUUCAGUAUGGGCAUUAGAGCAAGUUAGGAAUUAUAGGCAUAGUGUAACAUUUCUGGUGUGUUCAUGCCAUUUUGUUUGUCACAAAAACCAGAUAAAGCGUGUUGGGUAUAAAAUAUGCUAUUGAUUUUUGUGUAUUUUCUUAAGAAUAUUUUUGCUGUGAUAAAAAUAUUUAGCAAGUUAGGCGCACUAAGUGCACUAAGACAAGUGUGUGUCGCUAGUUUUGUGAAGUGUUUGACACUCACAAAUGCUUUGAAGCGGAGUGUGACAGAUUGUUUAGGGCUGAGCUAUGUGCACUGUUCCUAAUUUCUCGACUGUUAUGUGUUACUACGGUUACAUAAAACAGAAUCUCUCUGUUGUUAUGUGUGUGAGAAUAUAUAUAAAACGCCCUUGUGUAUCAAAAGUUAGUCUUAAUAAAGCAGGGGUAGAUUGAACACUGA